AGAGGUCAAAGGUCACUGAAGACUGAAGUUCUCAUUGUGCUGAAAUGGCACAAAGACUCUGAAGGAGGAAGAGAGUUUAAUGCAUUAAAAGAAGAAAGAUUUCACAACGAGCCAGAGACACAAACUGACUGACGACAACUGACAGAUUCAUCAGAGAAGCGACUGUUACUGAGUAACUGACCUGGAAGAGAAAAUUCAUGAAACCACAUGAGGAUUCUUCACUUAACAUCUGGAAGCAGAAACCGUUGAAGUUUGUUCAGUUGUCUUGUCUCACAGGUUUCAGUCCAUCAACUGUCACUCAUCAGCUGUCACUCAUCACCUGUCACUCAUCAGUUGUUCAGUGGAACAUGGCUGUCAGCUCGCCCAAGGACAAGUAUUUUGGAGUGUGGCUGAUCUUCUUCCUGCUUGGUUUGGGGACGCUGCUGCCAUGGAACUUCUUCAUGACUGCUACCAUGUACUUCACCAGCCGCCUGAAGGAUCCGCCGGUUGAUUCUUCAACCAAUCAGACGGAGGCAGCGGGUGAACGUCGCAGCGUCCUGGAGGCCAAGUUCAACAAUGUGAUGACGCUGUGUGCUAUGUUGCCUCUGCUGAUCUGCACCUGCCUCAAUUCUUUCUUACACACAAUGAUCAGUCAGCGUCUGCGUGUGAUGGGAAGUUUACUCAUCAUCAUGUUCGUCUUCAUCAUCACCUCUGUCCUCGUUAAAGUUCCUCUGGAGCCGCUGACCUUCUUCUCCGUUACCAUGGUGAAGAUCAUCGUCAUCAACUCCUUCGGGGCCGUGCUGCAGGGCAGUUUGUUCGGGAUGGCUGGUUUGCUUCCAGCCUCUUAUACGACCCCCAUCAUGAGCGGUCAGGGACUCGCUGGAACCUUUGCUGCCUUCGCCAUGAUCUGCGCCAUCGCAAGUCUGAUCCAUAACUCCCCAAUAACUCACCGGUGUCUCAUCGGUGGAUCUGAACUUCAUGAUGCAGCGUUUGGUUAUUUCAUCACAGCCUGUUUUGUUAUAUUUCUGUCCCUCCUCUCUUACAUGCUGCUUCCUAAGCUGGAGUUUUUCCAGUUCUAUCGAGAUAGAAACAGGAAACAAAGACGAGACGACGACAAUUCAGUGAAUCUGAUGAACAAAGACAGUAAAGAGGAAACAGCUGCUCAGUCAGGAGGACAAAACGUCUCCAUGAUGAAAAUAUUUAAGAAGAUCUGGCUGUUGGCUCUCUCUGUCUGUUUCACCUUCACCGUCACCAUCGGCAUCUAUCCUGCCGUCACGGCCGACACCAAGUCCACGCUCGCCGAUGGCGACUCCUGGGACCUGUAUUUCACACCCGUCUGCUGUUUCCUGCUCUUUAACCUGUGUGACUGGGGUGGGCGGAGCUUAACAGCCGUCUGUAUGUGGCCGCAGAAAGACAGCGUGUUACUCCCGGUGUCCAUCAUGUGUCGCCUGCUGUUCGUUCCUCUCUUCAUGUUGUGUAACGUUCAGCCUCGUGUCCUCCUGCCCAUCUUCUUCCACCACGACGGCUUCUUCAUCGUCUUCAUGAUCUUCUUCGCCUUCAGUAACGGAUACCUGGCGAGCCUCUGCAUGUGCUACGGACCAAAGAACGUUCUUCCUCACGAAGCAGAAACAGCCGGCACCAUCAUGGCGUUCUUCCUGUCGCUGGGUUUGGCGUUGGGAGCGGCCCUGUCCUUCGUCUUCAGAGCUCUGGUCUGAACAGAACCAACAUCAUCCUGAAGGUGGCGUUGCAGGAAACAUGAAGACUCAGUGAUGUUCAUAUCAGGAACCUCUGUCUGAAUUUAGCCAUUUCUGAUUGGCUGAAAGGCAGUGACAUCACACACCGGCUUUGAACGCUGAUUGGCUGAAAAGCAGAUUAGUGAUUUUCCUCGAGGCACAGUGGGUGACAUCACUGCCAAUCAGCUUCCAAACAGGCAUGUUUUCACCAGGUUCUGUACGAGUUCAUCUUCAACUGAUGUUCAAAGACACAAGUCGUUUACUUCCAUGUUCAUUAGUCUGACACUUUUCUUCAUGUAUGACAGCGACUUUUCCCAAAUAUGGAAAAAAAUCAUUGGAAGCAGUAACAUGUUAAAUAUCAGCAGAUUCAUGAUGUCAUAACCCUAUUAAAAUAAGUGAGAUAUUGUGAUAUUCA
Scophthalmus maximus (turbot) is the source of this 2127-nucleotide messenger RNA. RefSeq names its product equilibrative nucleoside transporter 1. Gene Ontology annotation, biological process: uridine transmembrane transport; nucleoside transmembrane transport. The transcript has 13 exons. Gene Ontology annotation, cellular component: plasma membrane. Gene Ontology annotation, molecular function: nucleoside transmembrane transporter activity. The coding region runs from base 198 to 1694 and encodes 498 amino acids. Lineage: Eukaryota; Metazoa; Chordata; Actinopteri; Pleuronectiformes; Scophthalmidae. The record is from RefSeq and is a predicted model, not a curated record.